UCCGCGCCACGUCGCGGGCGAUCUCGCCGCAGGGUCCCUUGGAAGAGCGGUCCCAGGCGCCCCGAGCGAGCCCCUAACUUGGGGCCAAGUUUGUCAGCGCCUCUCCCCGCCCCCACGCGGCGCGCCAGGGCCGCGGCGGCCCCCGGGGAUGCCCGCCCCCGGUCGCCGUGAUGUCCCCACGAAGCUGCCCGCGCAGCUGCUGCUACUGCUGCCGCUACUGCUGCUGCUGGGGUCGCCGCGCUCCGUGGGCGCAGGAGUGGGCGCUCCCGCCGAGCUACGGGUCCGCGUGCGGCUGCCCGACGGCCAGGUGACCGAGGAAAGCCUACAGGCGGACAGCGACGCCGACAGCAUCAGCCUGGAGCUGCGCAAGCCGGAUGGCACCCUGGUCUCCUUCACUGCCGACUUCAAGAAGGAUGUGAAGAUCUUCCGGGCCCUGAUCCUGGGGGAGCUGGAAAAGGGGCAGAGUCAAUUCCAGGCCCUCUGUUUUGUCACCCGACUGCACCACAAUGAGAUCAUCCCCAGUGAGGCCAUGGCCAAGCUACGGCAGAAAAACCCACGGGCAGUGAGGCAGGCUGAGGAGAUGCGGGGCCUGGAACAGCUGCACAUGGACAUAGCCGUGAACUUCAGCCAGGGUGGCCUGCUGAGUCCCCAUCUUCACAACGUAUGUGCUGAGGCCGCAGAUGCCAUUUACACCCGCCAGGAGGAUGUCCGGUUCUGGCUGGAACAAGGUGUGGACAGCUCUGUCUUCGAGGCUCUACCCAAGGCAUCUGAACAGAUGGAACUGCCUCGCUGCAGGCUGGUGGGGGACCGUGGGAAGCCCUGCACCUGCCGCUAUGGCCUGAGCCUGGCCUGGUACCCCUGCAUGCUCAAGUACUGCCACAGCCGUGAGCGGCCCACGCCGUACAAGUGUGGCAUCCGAAGCUGUCAGAAGAACUAUAACUUUGACUUCUAUGUGCCCCAGAGGCAACUGUGUCUCUGGGAUGAGGACCCCUAGCAGGGCUGCUCUGGGCCCUGCCACCAAAGGAGGUGGCAACCCUACCUAAGGCCUUAAGUUCCCUUCCCCCACUCUGGCCCUGAAGCCUCGGCCUGCCUGCCUCUUGCAUGACUGUGAAAGGGGUGGGACAGCAGGGUCAUUCAUGAAGGCAGCCCCCUCCCACCCUGUGCCUUCCUUGGAGGCAGGGAGAGACAAAGCUAGUUCUCCACACUUGCCCCCUUCCCCUCCUCAUCUCCCCUGAAGUGUUCACUUUCAAGCAACCAAAAUGUGACAGCCUAGAAUUCAGCUCUUCAAAGGAUUAGAUCCUAAAAGGAGUCUCUGCCUAUUAUCCCAUCUCCCCACUCAUGACUAGAAGGAGCUGGCCUUGCCACACCUUCCUAUUCCCCACCAAUGAAAGGAUCUGCACCUCCAAAGAGGUGCUCUUGGGGACCCAUGUCACAGCCCCUGUGCCAGAUCCCAUGCAUUCUUCUUUCUCACAAGGCCAGGCCAGGUGUGGGGCUGAGCAGACGCCUACCACCCCUGACACUGACCACAUGUGCUUUUCCCCAGACCUGGACUUUGCCCCUGGAGCGGGCAUCCCCUCUUCCUCCCUCUAAACAGAAAUAUUUUUGUAAGGUUCUGGAGCAGGGAGGGAGUAUGAAGUACAAGGAAAACUUGAAUUCCAGAUUUUUAAUACAAAGUAUUUAUCAUUUGUACCAUAAAUAAAAGUUUUAAAUUUUUACUUGA
Messenger RNA from Marmota flaviventris (yellow-bellied marmot), 1720 nucleotides. RefSeq names its product out at first homolog (gene Oaf). NCBI's taxonomy places the organism in Eukaryota, Metazoa, Chordata, Mammalia, Rodentia, Sciuridae. The record is from RefSeq and is a predicted model, not a curated record.